This is a messenger RNA of Molossus molossus (Pallas's mastiff bat), 2024 nucleotides long. RefSeq names its product Rab geranylgeranyltransferase subunit beta (gene RABGGTB). Gene Ontology annotation, biological process: protein geranylgeranylation. The record is from RefSeq and is a predicted model, not a curated record. Lineage: Eukaryota; Metazoa; Chordata; Mammalia; Chiroptera; Molossidae. The transcript is spliced from 9 exons. Gene Ontology annotation, molecular function: Rab geranylgeranyltransferase activity. Gene Ontology annotation, cellular component: Rab-protein geranylgeranyltransferase complex. Bases 844 to 1917 code for a protein of 357 amino acids.
AGACAUGGUGAGUGAGGUUGUGUGUUGCGCUUCCGUCGGGACGAGUCAGGGACGAGGCCGGAUAGGGUAAUAUUGAGCCGCUCCGUGAUCAUAGCGUGGUUUAGCGAGUAUUGGAGAAUGGUUAGGUUAAGGCACGGGCUUUGGAAGGUUUCUUGAGGGCUCCCAGAGUCUGCAAUGUUACUCAGCGUUUUCUGCAGACCGCGCGGGCGCGGCGUUUAGUUUUAUCCAGGCUUCCUCCUGUCCAGCGGGCCCCAGGAUCCGAAGGCCCGAUUUCUCAGUCCCUCAAAACCAAGCCGGUAGGCGGUACUUUCCGCUUUCUAUAUACAUAUACAAACGUAUAUUUUUUAAAUGGCUCUUUAGACUCGUGACUGGUGUGGUAGUUAAUUUUAAAUGAAACGUAAAGGAAAUCUUUUUGGUCAUUAGCAUGAUCUCCUUAUAAUGAAUAUAGUUGUCUCAAUCACGAAGCUCUAGAUAAGUGGGGCAUUAGAACAGCACCCUCAUCACCUGGGGGCUUGUUGCAACUGCAGAAACUAAAGCUGGAGAGGAUGAGGCUAAAGGGACUGCUUGAGCAAUGGGAUAACUUUUGGGGUGUGUAGAAAGUGCUUUGAAAACCCGAGUUUCUAGGAUUAAUAGAAUUAUUACUCUUUAAGAGAAAGGUAAGCAACAUGUAAAGGUCAUUUUUCGGGUCUAUGAUGAGCUGGCAUGUAUUCUGAAUCCAAAGUUGAUUACGACUAUUUUAGCUCUAGAAUUACUCUGAGACCUGAAAGAUACCUGAAUCAAGGGCAUUAAGUUCAGAUGUGUACUGAAUAUGCUCUGGGGUCAAACAUUAAGAGAUAAACAUUUAUGAAAUCGCUACUUUUAUUUUUAAAGGGCACACCACAGAAGGAUGUUACUAUCAAGUCAGACGCACCUGACACCCUUCUAUUGGAGAAGCAUGCAGAUUAUAUCGCAUCCUAUGGCUCAAAGAAAGAUGAUUAUGAAUACUGUAUGUCUGAGUAUUUGAGAAUGAGUGGCAUCUAUUGGGGUCUGACUGUAAUGGAUCUCAUGGGACAACUACAUCGCAUGAAUAGAGAAGAAAUUCUGACAUUUAUUAAAUCAUGUCAACACGAGUGUGGUGGAAUAAGUGCUAGUAUCGGACAUGAUCCUCAUCUUUUGUAUACUCUGAGUGCUGUCCAGAUUCUUACUCUGUAUGAUAGUAUUAAUGUUAUUGACGUAAAUAAAGUUGUGGAAUAUGUUCAGAGUCUACAGAAAGAAGAUGGUUCUUUUGCUGGAGAUAAUUGGGGAGAAAUUGAUACAAGAUUCUCUUUUUGUGCAGUGGCAACUUUGGCUUUAUUGGGGAAGCUGGAUGCUAUCAAUGUGGAAAAGGCAAUUGAAUUUGUUUUAUCAUGUAUGAACUUUGAUGGUGGAUUUGGUUGUAGGCCAGGUUCUGAGUCCCAUGCUGGGCAGAUCUAUUGUUGCACAGGAUUCCUGGCUAUUACUAAUCAGUUGCAUCAAGUAAAUUCUGAUUUACUUGGUUGGUGGCUUUGUGAACGACAGUUACCUUCAGGUGGACUGAAUGGAAGGCCAGAGAAGUUACCAGAUGUAUGCUAUUCAUGGUGGGUGUUGGCUUCCCUAAAGAUAAUUGGAAGGCUUCAUUGGAUUGAUGGAGAGAAACUGCGUAGUUUCAUCUUAGCAUGUCAAGAUGAAGAAACUGGAGGAUUUGCAGACAGGCCAGGAGAUAUGGUAGAUCCUUUUCAUACUUUAUUUGGAAUUGCUGGAUUAUCACUUUUGGGAGAAGACCAGAUUAAACCUGUUAGUCCUGUUUUUUGCAUGCCUGAAGAAGUACUUCAGAGAGUGAAUGUUCUGCCUGAACUAGUGAGGUUUAUACUUGGGAAACAAAAGAUCUUAUGCCGAAAAUAUACUCACAUCAAAUUUUAAUUUUGGUACAAGCUCAUCUUCUGCACGAGACAAUAAUUAUCCUCAAACACUCAAAACUCCAUUGUCUGCUGGAAAUCCCCAGAGAUCAGGUUAUAAAAGUUGGACAC